GUUUUCAUAUAAAUCAGAUUUAGUUCUCAAAGUAAAUACAAUAUUAAUUGUGCUCGCAAUAUCCUCUAAAGCUACUGAAUAUAAAAACUCUUCACUCACAAUGGAAGCAAUAUACUGGUGUAAAUUUGAGGUAUUUGGAAAAGUGCAAGGCGUCUUCUUUCGCAAGUACACGGAGAAGCAGGCCAACAUACUGGGAGUGCGCGGUUGGUGCAAGAAUACGAAAGAGGGCACCGUAAAGGGUGAAUUGGAGGGACCGCUGGGACCGCUAAACGAAAUGAAACACUGGCUGCAGACCGAAGGUAGUCCCUGCUCAAAGAUUGAAAAGGUCAUAUUUUCACAAAACAUAGAAAGCGAAAGCUACCGCUUCAAUGGGUUCGUUAUAAGAGAUUAGACGGGGCCAACGUACUUAAAAUGAGCGAAAACUAUAUGGAAAUUGUUGCAACGUCCAAAUUUACAAGCCCGAAAACCACAACGCAGACCAAAUGAUUCGUUUCAUUUGUUCUAUACAAAUUACUUAAUGUUGGCGAAAAAAUUAAAGCUUCGUAGGUUUACUAAAAUUACUUAUAGGUCCUCAGAUCCAGUCUACAUACAUAUAUAAAUUCUGAUCGCCAAGUUAACUAAAAUUAAAAAUUAUCUAAUGCACCAGAAUUAAUUUGAUAAAAAAAAACAACUGGAACUAUUCAAAAUGCAACCAAUUACACAUUUUAAUUACUAUCUGCUAUCAUUUAUUCGUAAUUUCCAAUAUCCAUAAAGUUUAUAUAUUCCCACAAAAACAAUAA
Drosophila novamexicana is the source of this 779-nucleotide messenger RNA. RefSeq names its product acylphosphatase-2. Lineage: Eukaryota; Metazoa; Arthropoda; Insecta; Diptera; Drosophilidae. Gene Ontology annotation, molecular function: acylphosphatase activity. The record is from RefSeq and is a predicted model, not a curated record. The transcript is spliced from 4 exons. Bases 101 to 391 code for a protein of 96 amino acids.